Mercenaria mercenaria is the source of this 3156-nucleotide messenger RNA. Its product is annotated as sushi, von Willebrand factor type A, EGF and pentraxin domain-containing protein 1-like. The record is from RefSeq and is a predicted model, not a curated record. Gene Ontology annotation, cellular component: cell surface. The coding region runs from base 79 to 3156 and encodes 1025 amino acids. Gene Ontology annotation, biological process: signal transduction. The transcript is spliced from 16 exons. NCBI's taxonomy places the organism in Eukaryota, Metazoa, Mollusca, Bivalvia, Venerida, Veneridae.
CUGUCUGCUGUUUUAAGAAGAAACUAUUUCAAAUGCAUCAAUGAGGAACUAGAAGGAUAAGUGUAAUUCUGAUGUAAAAUGGAAAUAGGUUUGGCUUUGAGUAUCCAAUUGUUCUCGUUGUUCGCCACAAUCCUGCUAUUCACGGGAUUAUGUGAAGGCAGGUUUUCCAGUUCUCUUACUUCAGAUGAUCCAAUCAAACAAACUAGUUUCAUCAAUUUGGAGCAAAACAGUUCAUCAACUUGCAACUAUUUCUGUAAUACUACUGUAAACAACGACACUAACAAAUAUGCCCCUCCAGAAUUUACUGACCCAUGUACACCACCAGAAAUUUUAUCAAUAUAUAUGUCUACAAAUGUAGAAACAAGUGUAGAAGUGUUCUGGACGGAACCAAAUGCAACGGACCAAAACGGAGAUGUACCAAGAAUUGAUCAAGUUACUGGUGAUACGAAUGGUUCUUAUUUCAAUGGAACGGCGGAAGGACACAGAUACGACAUUGUUUACCUUGCCACGGAUAAAAAUGGGCUUAAAGACAGUUGUUACUUCGCAUUCCAAGUAUACGUUCCAGAACCUCUGGCUGUCCACUGUAUUUCGCCUCAAGCCUUCUACACAGAUUCACAACAAACAUCGGUGGCAGUAAUUUGGCAGCUUCCAACAUCAGCUGCCAUUGUUAACAACAUAGUAGCAUUAUAUCAAACCGAGGGCCCGAAUCCAGGUGACAUUUUAGAAUCGGGUCUACAUAAAGUGGUAUACAAAAUGGCAUUGAAUGAAACAAAUAAGUCUGCAGAAUGUAGUGUGGAUUUGCACAUAAAAGUUGUUACAUGUGAGCAACCGGCCUUGGUAUUUAAUGACAGCUUUAUGUUAUCCGAUUGUUCAUCACCUACUCUAAUACUAGGAACCAAAUGCCAACUCACAUGCCGGAAAAAUUUGCAGGUAGCAGGCAACUCUUUUAUAACUUGUGUUGAUAGUGGACAGAAAGAAGGCAUGUGGGACUGGGGAGUUGGUGAACAACCAUUUUGUAACGAAACUGCAUGCCCUCUGAAUGUCGAAAACCCUGUAAACGGUACAGUUAUAUACAAAAGCAAUGGUACAGUGUCAGAAAUAACAGUUGUCUGUGAUGAAGGAUUUGACUUUCAAUACCAGUUUUCAGGGCAAAUCUUGUGUAUCAACAACGAAUGGGUGUAUGAUCAAAUGCCUGACUGUGUUGCUGUGAAACCACCAGAAUAUACACUUGAGGCAACAUUGUCCUUCAGCGGACAAGGGUGUGCUGACAACGCAUUACAUUUGUAUGAAGAAUACCAAUCCGUGUUCCAAAUUCAAUUUGAAAAUGAAAUUGCCUCAAUUUGUCCCGAAAAGGAAAAUUGCAAAGUAUAUAACACACUCAUUGAAUGCACUUCUAAUACGGAUUUGACCAGUACGACAGAAUUGUCUACUUUUUAUACAGAUCCAACUAAAUCCAUUCUAGAUCCUGUCCAUAGUCAGCAGAAGAUCAUUACCCAUACAUUGAAAAUCACACUUAAAAUAAGCAUUCAAACUGAAGUAAACAAUUCUCGUGAUUCGUUUGUGUAUUACAAAGACACAAUUUCGCAAGUGUGGGAAGAUUGUCGGAAAUGGUUUGUGUCUACCGUACUUGCUGGGAUUCAAAGAUUACAUGAUUUUGAUAUAAUGUCCUGGGACACUGGCAAUCAUGCAACACCCACGUGCCAGAAAGAGUAUUUAUUAGCUGGUUUCCAGUGUAAAACGUGUUCCACUGGCUACUACUUAAAUAAAACCUUGGAUAAAUGCCAGAAGUGCCCUUAUGGAUCGUACAAAGACGAAGUUGGAAUAGCACAUUGUCAAAUCUGUCCUGAGGGAACUUCAACGACAGAUAUUGGAUCACGCUCUGUACAUGAGUGCAAAGAGUAUUGUGAACAAGGAUCAGUAUCCAUUGAUGGAUUAAAAAGUUGCGCUGUGUGUCCAAAAGGGUAUUAUCAAGAUGAAAAUGGACAGACACAAUGUAAGAUUUGUCCACCAGAAGCAACGACAAUUCUUGCGAAUAGCACAAGCGUUGAGAAUUGCACAGCGAUCCAAACGCACGGUAGAUGCAAUACGUCGUCAUGUAACGGCCACAGGUGUCUCAACAAAGGAGGAAAUAUUUCCUGUGUAUGUUCGUAUGGUUGGUCCGGUGAAUCAUGUGAACAACCAUCGGAUACUUGCAUUGACAAUAUCUGUAUGAAUGGAGCCGAAUGUCAGAUUGAGAAUAGCAGCUAUGCCUGUGAAUGCAAGGCAGAUUUUCUAGGUGUGCUGUGCGAAGUAUCAACAGUUAACGGAGGCUGGGCAGAAUGGUCAAUUUGGUCCGAAUGCUCUGUCACAUGCGGUGACGGUUCUAGGCAACGGAAGAGACUCUGCAACAAUCCACCACCAACAGAAUAUGGAAAAACGUGUUUCGGUCUAAUGUCCGAAAGUAAGAUGUGUGUCAUGGAUGAGUGUCAAGCAUGUCCAAGCUUGACAGCUACAAAUAACUCGUAUCAUCAUUGUACGGAAAAUCGUCAAUCGGGAUUGCAAACCUGUUCACUCCGUUGCAAGGAUGGUUUUAUAUUGGGGCCCUGGUUUGACCUAUUUUUGGAACUGACAUGUGGAAUGCAGACAGGUCUCACAUGGUUACCAGCAAAUUUAACUGCGCCGUGCUCUGAAUCUGUUAAACCUCAAAGUCUUCUGCUUGAGUCAAGUAUUGAGUACGACCAACUGAUCCCGAUGCAGUAUCACGACAUGGUAAAGAACUCCGUUCUUGAUAAACUGCUGCACACGGACUGUUUUAAAUCUACAACAUCUUCAACCUGCUUAGUGGAAAUAUCGUUGAAAGAAGAGCUUAAAUCGACAAAUGCAGAUGAUGAAUUGAGAAUAACAAAGAUGGAAUUGUCUCUUCAAAGAAAUGUUACACAAAAUGAAAACCUCAUUGAAACAGGUAUUUCAGCAGAAGUGGUUGUCAUGGAAAGAACCGCUGAAUAUAUGGAGAAAUUCUCUAGUGAAAUAUUCAGUUUCCACGUUGACGACACAGUCCAUAGAACUGUUCGGAGAAAUGGUAUAUGGUUUACCGCUAAUACAAAUUCCCUAAACAUCCACGGAACGGUGAUCUGCGAUAAAGGCCAGGUUGCUGUUGAAGGAAUAUGCAGUAAGUAA